Diversispora eburnea is the source of this 891-nucleotide messenger RNA. The record is from the annotation of a GenBank genome assembly. Lineage: Eukaryota; Fungi; Glomeromycota; Glomeromycetes; Diversisporales; Diversisporaceae.
AUGAAUCUGAAUAAUUUUAAUACUAUUAAUCAAAGUCCAAAUCCCGUUACAAAAAUUAAUGAUAUUUUAAAUUAUGUAAAUAACUUGCAAGAUCUUGAAUUAAUUCUCAACCCACCUUAUCAACUCACACUUAGUCUUGACUCUUUACUUUUACCAGCUCGUAUAAAUCACAGAAAUCGUAAAAAUAAAAUUAAUAAGAUUCCUAGACCACAAAAUGCUUGGAUCUUAUUUAGAAAAGAUUAUGAAGCAAAUAAACGGAUUAAAUUUCCAGAUCAAUUAUUUAAAAUGAAGACGAUCUCUAUCAAUGCUGGUGAUGAAUGGAAAAUUCAAUCAUCUCAAGUCAAGAGAUAUUUUGAAAUUCUUUCUAAAUUGGCUCUCGAAAAACAUAAAAUUAUAUAUCCAGAUUAUAAAUAUACUCCCAAAAGAAGAUCGAACAGUAAUAAAGAUUUGGUUUUUCAUAAAACUUUAGUUCUAGGCGAAGACAAUCAAAUCAACAAAAUUAAUCAAGAUGAUGAUUAUUACGAGUUUUCCACUACUAAUACUUCAUCUAUUACAUCACAAAAUACUUUUACUGAAUUUAAUAAUGAAUUUUUUGAAGUCGACACUUCACAUCAACCCGAACAUUAUAACAAUUCUAACGAAUUUAAUAAUUCAUAUAAUUUAGUUCUAGGCGAAGACAAUCAAAUCAACAAAAUUAAUCAAGACGAUAAUUAUUACGAGUUUUCCACUACUACUACUUCACCUAUUGCAUCACAAAAUUUUACUGAAUUAAAUAAUGAAUUUUCUGAAAUCGACACUUCACAUCAACCCGAACAUUAUAACGGUCGUAACGAUCAUCAUUUGUUUAUGCCACACACUUCUAGGCGAAGACAAUCAAAUCAACAAAGAUGA